This is a messenger RNA of Ambispora leptoticha, 1096 nucleotides long. The record is from the annotation of a GenBank genome assembly. NCBI's taxonomy places the organism in Eukaryota, Fungi, Glomeromycota, Glomeromycetes, Archaeosporales, Ambisporaceae.
AUGUCUGCUACAAGUAAUUUGCUUACAGGUCAAACUACAAUAGUUGUAUUGGGUGCUUCGGGUGACCUUGCGAAAAAGAAAACUUUCCCGGCUCUUUUUGGUCUUUAUCGUAAUGGAUUUCUUUCGGAGAAUACUCAUAUCGUGGGCUAUGCGCGUUCAAAGAUGGAUUUAGCUCAAUUCCGUCAACGAAUUUCUCAAUUUAUCAAAACUCCAGUUGAAGAAGUAAAGAAACAACUUGGUGAAUUUCUUGAACUAUGCACGUAUAUUUCCGGCCCGUAUGAUGUUGAUGAGGGAUAUCAGCAUUUGAAUGAAGAGUUUGAAAAAAUUGAAAAGGAUAUACCUGGUGAUAAAAAUCGCGUAUUCUACAUGGCAUUGCCUCCAAGUGUCUUUAUACAAGUAGCCAAAGGCCUCAAAAAGAAUGUUUAUUCGACAAAAGGUAUUAAUCGACUAAUAGUAGAGAAACCUUUCGGUAUGGAUUUGGAAAGCUCCCGUGAAUUGGGAAAAGCAUUGGCUCCAUUAUGGGCAGAAGAAGAAACUUAUCGUAUUGAUCAUUACCUCGGAAAAGAAAUGGUCAAGAAUCUUUUAAUUAUUCGGUUUGCAAAUGUAUUCUUUGGCUCUAUUUGGAAUCGACAUUCUAUUGCCAAUAUUCAAAUAACUUUUAAAGAAACUAUCGGAACUGAAGGUCGAGGUGGUUAUUUUGACGAGUUUGGUAUCAUUCGUGAUGUUAUGCAGAAUCAUUUACUGCAAAUUUUGAGCAUCGUUGCUAUGGAUACACCUGUUUCCUUGGAUGCUGAAGAUGUUCGUGAUGAAAAGGUUAGAGUUCUUCGAUGUAUCCAACCGGUAAAAUCGGAAGAUACUAUACUUGGUCAAUAUGUCAAAUCAGAAGAUGGAUCUAAACCUGGAUAUUUAGAUGAUGAGACUGUACCAAAGGAUAGCAAUUGUCCUACCUUUGCUGCUGCUACGCUUUGGAUUAAUAAUGAACGUUGGGAAGGUGUUCCUUUUAUUCUAAAAUGUGGCAAAGCAUUGAAUGAAGCAAAAACUGAAGUACGUAUACAAUUUCGGGACGUCCCCGGAAGUAUCUUCAAAGAUGCCGCAC